ACUUUGACCUCCAGUGCCAUCUCCAUUGUUUUCAUUGUGUUGUGGACACCAUGCCAGUCUUUUUCACUCCUGUAAAAUCCUUUAGUACUUUUUCCUUGUAUAGAAUGCAAUUCUAACUCAUUUGUAUAGCAUAUCAACCCUUUAUUUAUAAUAAGGCUUCUACCCAGCUGCCCAGGCCCCCCAGCACUUUGUACUGGACCUGAAGUUUGUGAACAUGCUGUGCUCUUUCCUGCUUCCAUUCCUUCCCCUACACUGCAGCGUUUUCCAGGACUGACAAUGCUCCUGACCCGUCUCGCUCCAGCAGAUGGAUCCAGCAGACCCAGACCUGGCUCAAACACGGUCUUCUUUGUGAAACUUCCUUCCUCUCUCAGCCCUAGGGCGGUUUUGUACAGUAAUGAUGAACUUGGAGCAGAAAGGCCUUGGGCUCACAUCUGGCUCUGUCAUGGUGAUGUCCAAGGCAAUGCCGUGAUGUCCCUGGGACACCCUGGGUGCCAGGUGUUGGCUCCUAGCCUUAGGCACUCUUGCCAUGUUUCCAGUGCACCUUGCACACAUCUCCAAGGAUAGUAGUUGUUUUUAGUGGCAUUUACACGACUCUUUACCAGACCACAAACUCCUGGCACACAGAAGAGUCAUCUGGUGAUACUGUUAAAACACAUCCCUAGAGCUCAUCUGUAGAGGUUCUGAUGUAGUGGGUGGGACCCCAUAAUUUGCAUUUUUACCAGACUUGAUUGUAAUGCUUCCAGUUCAGAAGUCACACUUUGAGUAGUGCUGUUCUAAUGGAUAUGAACCAAAUCCUUUUAUCUUUUUAAUGUCACAAGAGGUGCUAAUAAUCUGUUGAAUAGAUUGGUGAUGAAAAGGAUAAAAACCAGUUGGCAGAAAGUUGUACAUAGACGGACUACCUUAGAGUAUUAUUUUCUGUGAUUAAUUAACUUGGCACAAAAUGUUUGAAUGAAAAAUUGGUUUUUGUAAGGUGUGAACUUUUAAUGAAUAAAAGCAUAUAAAUAGGGUCACUGGCUUUUGUUAGUCACCCAUACGUUUUUCCUGGAGUGUAAGCCUUGUGCAGAUAAGGCUGUACUUUCUCUCUUUUUAGUUAUAUUUUGGCAAACUGUAGAUUUAGAAAUAGGCAAGGGUGCGGGUAAGGGGGUGGAAAUUCUAGUGAAAGAAGAAUUAUAUUGUUUUUGUUUUCACUUAAUUUUUAAAAAUUAGGUUUACUGGGUAACAUUGGUUAAUAACAUUACAUACAUUCAGGUAUAUUCCUAAUUGGACACCUGUGUACCCUGGAGCAUGCUCCCCACGCAAGUCCAGUUUCCUUCCAUUACCGUGUAUUUGACCCCCUUUACGCACAAUACCCUCUUCUCCCCCCCCCCCAGUAACUACCAGUGUGUCGCCUGACUCUGACUUGGUUUUUGUUUGUUUUAUUCAUUUUUUACUUUUUGUUUCGUAUACCACAUGUGAGUGAAAUCCCACAGUUUUCGUCCUUUUCCGUCUUGAGUUAUUUUAAUGACUCGGCGUAAUACUCUCAAGAGCCACCCAGGCUGUUGCAAACGCCAGUACUCCACUCCACCUAGGCACCACCUCUUCUUUCUCUGGCCAUCUAUCAGCAGGCACCGAGGGUGUUUCCCUGUCUGGGCUGUUGUGAAUAAUGCUGCAGGGCACAUAGGGUCCCAUAUAUCUUUACAAAUAAGUGUUUUCACAUUUUGGGGGUAAAUACAGGAAGAAGAAUUACUAGGCUACAUGAUACUAAUUUUUGAGAAGCCUUUACACUGGUUUUCAUCGUGGCUGCACUAAGUUAUAGUCCCAUAACAGGAAAUACGUACUUGAAUACAUAGGGAUUCUGUCCUGGAACGUAUGCUUCAGGAUACAUUUACUUUACUCUCUUUUGAUCUGCAGUGUCCAGUGCUAUAACUGUAUGGUAGUAAGUAAAACGAGGCACGUGGAGCCAGGCGGACUGGCUGCAUCAAGGCCGCUCGUCUCCGGAUCUCUAUCUCGUGUCUAAGCGCAUUCCAGGCUUCCGUCACAGUUACACUGGAGCAGUUCAUAAUCUGCAACAUACUUUUACUGACAUCAAAUCAGGGUGCCUUGGACUGCAAGGAACUAAAUCCAUAACAGGAAAGAAACGUUCUGAGUCACGUACCUGGAACCCAGAAGUGAGUUUCUGGGCCGAGUGGGUCCAGUCACUGCGGCCCUGUUUGCACUGUCCGGCUCUGCUUUGUCCUCAGCCUGGGAAGCAAGCUCUGGACCCCAGAGCCACACAGCCACAUCCAGAAGGGGUGAGGGAGUCCUUGCGAACCUUAUCUCUUGUGUCCUUAGAGGUGGCUAAGUCACAAGCCGGCCCUACACCAGUCUUUGGCAGAGAAGGUAAGAGCACCCUUAUGUAAAGCCAGCCAGCUCCUGGAACACCCCCGGGCUCUGCUUCCUGGGAGCACGCGUGUGUAUGAGGGACGGGUGGAUUCUGGAAUCCAAUCUAGGUUCCCUCAGAAUUGGGGCGUGGGGAAUGGUCGGGUGGGCAGCCAACAACACCGGUGUCCGUUUAUGUGCAAUAUUUCCGCCGCAUUUCCACAACCGCAGGGCAAGUCAGGCAGGUUUUCUUCCUUUUAUGGACGAGAACACGAGACUCCCAGAGCCCCGACCUUCUCAGGUCAGGUCUCCCUUCAUGGCUCAGUAAUUUCUUCAUGGUGUCAUCCCCGGCCAAAGGAAAUAUCUAACCAUUCCAUUCACGAUUGUGUCCCAACCACUUAGUAUUUAUGUCCUAACAAGUAAUUAGCCAUUUGAAAAAUACAAUAUACAUAAAUAGAAGUCAUGUUUUAAUUUUUAUCUUGGUCUGAAUCGCAAUGACAAAUGGGUCACGUGCCCCUGUGCGGCAUUGCACACGUCACGUGUCUGGGACUCAGACGCGUGCUGCUCUCGCCUUCUGUAGUGCGAGUGUGAGUUCACACCUCCUACAUCACAAGUGUGAACCGCCUCACAAGUAGUUCAGGUGGUGUCCUUGCGAAUUCAUUGUUGUGCACUGGGGUGCCUUGGUGCACAGUUUGGGAAACGGCAUUUUAAGUGGCUUUGUUUGGGGAAAGACAGAGAAGAAGAGGCAGAACCAGAAUCAAAAAUUGAAUAUUCUGACUCCUGCCUCCAGAGCUUGCUCUUACUCUGUUUUUAGGGCCCUUCCUAUGGAGUCCCGUUUCCCCUGCCACCCAGGAGUUUUCAUGUGAACUCAGGCUCCAGCAAGGAAAGUAAGACCCACUCCAAGUCUUUAAAAUAGAGGAAACUUGAUAGAGCUGCACUGCUGGGAAAGAGCCGAGAGGCCGUGGGGACAGUGAGGUGACCCGAGAGGCACUGGGAAGCUGGCCCGCUCUGAAUGUCUGCAGGGCCGAAUGGAAAGAUAGUGUCCCCAGGCCCAGGAGACAAGGUUCCCUGGAAGAAAGGACCCAGUGGAGACACAAACCACUUUCAGAGACCUCUCUGGAAAGAGAGAGGGGGAGGAGGUGGGAUUUCUCCCCUUCUCCUGCCCUUGUAUUUCACCAGAGCCCCCACUGACCACAUCUGCCUAAGAGGCAGAGAGCAACAGAACCUGGGAAAUGCACUUUCUCAUGAUCCAGAGCAUGGGAGGAGGGGCAAGAAAUGGACCCGAGCAAAUAGGCAGUCAACCGGCACUACGAAAUAUAGUGCAUCUACUUCAUUCAGUAAUUCCUCUAGCCAAUAUUUGAGGACCUGCCAUAGGCGCCAGGUACCGUGCUGGCUGCUAGGGGUGCCAUUAUGGACAAAAAGCCCCUGAUCACUACUCAAGGGGACCAGACAGUGAUGAGCCCAGGGGAAAUGAGAAUGAACACAAACCGUCUAAUUGUAAAGCGUGUUUAGUGCAAUGCAGGAAAACAUCACGGUGUUGAGGGAGCUAGUGGUUUAGAGGAAAGGUACAACCAUGUACUUCUUCGAGUCUAGUUAAUUGACUCUUCAGGCGUGUGUGUGUGUGUGUGUGUGUGUAGAAAACUCAUAUUCAGGAAAGAACAGAGUAUUUAUAUCCAGAUAAAGUUUUUAAAAGACAGCAACCUAACGUUUCGACUUAACACCUGCUUAUAGGGCUUUAUUGUCUCAAAGCUGCGUGUAUGAUAUCGCAUGCAGUAGAAUGUGUGCCUGUGUUUGUGUGUUGGAGAGAGAAAGAGUCCAAGAGACAGAGAGGGGAGGGAUAAGUGCAAAGGAAGAUUCCUUCAGAAAAGCAUUGUAAGGGCAGCUAAUCUCUAGCAGGCUUUCUAGGCCCCACCCCCUUUCCCUCAUCAUAACUUGUGAUCUUAGAGGCAUGAAAGAAUUUGAGCCCUUCCCCCAGCCUCACCAUCUCUCUUGGCUGCUGUGCCAGGCUCCAAGUCAAAUCCAGCGCACAGACCAGAGGGGCCACGCAGGAGGUGGUGGGCUUGCAGGCAGGUUCCUCACCCAGUGGCCAUGGGUGGCAACAAAGGACAGUCUGGCGUCGACCUUGCUACCUCUCCGGCUGAGGAGUACCCCUUUGGCUGUGUGGAGCUGCCCAAAAGAUCCACAGGCCGGCUCAUCAUGCACAGCAUGGCCAUGUUCGGCCGGGAGUUCUGCUACGCAGUGGAGGCGGCCUACGUGACCCCGGUCCUGCUCAGUGUGGGCCUGCCCAGGAGCCUGUACAGCAUGGUGUGGCUCCUCAGCCCUGUCCUGGGAUUCCUGCUGCAGCCCGUGGUGGGCUCGGCCAGUGACUACUGCCGGGCUGGGUGGGGCCGGCGCAGACCCUACAUCCUCACCCUGGGCGCCAUGAUGCUCUUGGGCAUGGCUCUGUACCUCAACGGGGAUGCCAUCGUAUCAGCCUUGGUUGUUGACCCCAGGAGGAAGCUGGUUUGGGCCAUCACCACCACCAUGAUAGGUGUGGUUCUCUUCGAUUUUGCUGCCGAUUUCAUUGACGGGCCCAUCAAAGCCUACUUAUUUGAUGUCUGCUCUCAUCCGGACAAGGAGAGGGGUCUCCACUACCACGCCCUCUUCACAGGUUUUGGAGGUACCCUGGGUUACCUUCUCGGUGCCAUGGACUGGACCCAUCUGAAUCUGGGAAGAGUGCUGGGCACAGAAUUCCAGAUCAUGUUCUUCUUCUCUGCCUUGGUCCUCAUUUUGUGCUUUAUUAUUCACCUGUGCAGCAUCCCUGAAGCCCCACUUAGAGAUGCUGCGAAGGACAGUCUCCCACAGCAAGCCCCCCAGGACUCUCCAUUGUCGUCAGACAGAGUGUACGAGUACGGGUCUAUUGAGAAGGUUAAAAAUGGUUAUGGAAACCCAGGGCUGGCAAUGCAGGGAGGAAAAAACAAAAGUCCUGCUGAACAGACUCAGAGGAGAAUGACCAUGAAGUCACUGCUGAAGGCACUGAUCGUGUACCAUGGGAACCCCUACAGCGCGCACAACUCCACGGAGUUCCUCGUCUAUGAAAGAGGCGUGGAGGUCGGCUGCUGGGGCUUGGCCGUCAACGCCCUCUUCUCCUCCCUCUAUUCUUACUUUCAGAAAGUGCUGCUGUCCUUCAUUGGAUUGAAGGGUCUUUACUUCACGGGGUAUUUGCUGUUCGGCCUGGGGACGGGACUUAUCGGGCUCUUCCCGAAUGUCCACUCCACCCUGGUGUUGUGCGCUUCUUUCGGUGUGAUGUCCAGCACCCUGUACACCGUGCCCUUUAACCUCAUGGCCGAGUACCACCGCGAGGAGCAGGAGGAGCAGAGGAAGCAGGCCCAGGGAGGGGGCCCGGCCGGCAGCGGAAGAGGGCAGGGCCUGGACUGCGCCACCCUCACCUGCAUGGUGCAGCUGGCUCAGGUCCUGGUCGGAGCGGGCCUGGGCUUUCUGGUCAACCUGGCCGGCAGCGUCGCCAUCGUGGUGCUCACGGCCUCCCUGGCAGCGCUGAUGGGCUGUUGCUUCGUGGCUGUCUUUGUGAGAUAUGUGGAUUAGGUCAAUAAAGAGACACGUUCCGUAACCUCA
Messenger RNA from Artibeus jamaicensis (Jamaican fruit-eating bat), 5949 nucleotides. RefSeq names its product solute carrier family 45 member 2 (gene SLC45A2). Gene Ontology annotation, cellular component: membrane. The transcript is spliced from 7 exons. NCBI's taxonomy places the organism in Eukaryota, Metazoa, Chordata, Mammalia, Chiroptera, Phyllostomidae. Gene Ontology annotation, molecular function: sucrose:proton symporter activity. The record is from RefSeq and is a predicted model, not a curated record. Gene Ontology annotation, biological process: transmembrane transport. Bases 4426 to 5919 code for a protein of 497 amino acids.